AAUGUUAGCACCAUUUUACACUCCAAACACUUAGAAUAUGCUUAAAUUCAUUUUUAGAACAAGCAAAGAAUAGAAUUUAUACUUUUAUUGAGUACACUGAAAACUUGAUGCUUGCCAAAGGAGUUUUCUGGCUAUAAAAUGGGAUGUUCUCUUUGAGUUUAUUAUUCAAUUCAUACCCAAAUAGAAACUAAAACCCAGGAAAAAAAAAUUUUUUUUUCUUGCCCACACAAAAUGUCUAUAGAGUCGUUAGCUUUUAAUGUUACUGAGAAAUUCCUAGAAAAGCUAGCAUCCCAUGCCUACCAAGAGAUAAGUUUUGCAUGGGGCUUGCAAGGGGAACUCAAAAAGCUCGAGGAUAUUUUGUUGACUGUGAAAGCUGUGCUAUUGGAUGCUGAGGAGAAGCAAGUGGAUAAUCAUCAGCUGCGAGUGUGGCUGAUUAAGCUUAAAGAUGCUCUCUAUGAUGCUGAGGAUGUACUUGAUGAUUUUGAAUGUGAAACUCAAAGAAAGCGAGUGCUUAAAUUGUAUGGAACCACCAUUAAAAAGGUGGGUCGCUUUUUUUCAUCCUCUAAUCCACUUGUAUUCCGUUUUAAAAUGGUUCAUAAAAUAAAACAAAUAAGGGAGAAAUUAGAUGAAAUUGCAUCUCAUAAGACUAACUUUCAUCUCAAUGAACGAGACGAAGGUAGGCGUGUUAUGUAUAGGCAAAGAGCGAUGACCUACUCCUUUAUAAAUGUGUCUGAUGUUAUAGGAAGAGAUGAGGAUAAAGAAAAUAUCAUUAAACUUUUGCAAGGCUCUAGUGAUGGUGGACAAAUCUCUAUUAUUCCGAUUGUCGGAAUUGGAGGUAUGGGGAAGACUGCACUCUCUAAAUUAGUUUAUAAUGAUGAACGAGUGCAAAAUCAUUUUCAACUUAAGAUGUGGGUUUGUGUAUCAGAAGAUUUUGACAUUCAAAAAUUGACCAAGGAAAUUAUUAAAUGUACAAACAGUGCAGAAAACUUAAGUGAAAAGGGAAUGGAACAAUUGCAAAGUAUCUUGCGAGAACGAAUUCGUGAUAAGAAAUACUUGCUCAUUUUAGAUGAUGUGUGGAAUGAUGAUCCUAUGAAAUGGGAUCCAUUGAAAGAGCUUUUGUGUGUGGGUGCCAAUGGAAGCAAAAUCGUGGUUACUACACGUAGUAAGAAAGUAGCCUCCAUUAUGGGCACCAUUUCAGAACCAUAUGAGUUAUCAGGUCUUCCGCAUGAUAAAUGCGUGGCUUUGUUUACUAGAUGUGCAUUUAAAGAAGGUGAAGAGAAGCACUAUCCAAACUUGUUAAAAAUUGGGGAUGAAAUUGUGAAAAAAUGCAAAGGAGUUCCCUUCGCAGUGAAGACAUUAGCAUCACUUCUUUUAACAAAUAAAGAGGAAAGUUAUUGGAUAUUUGUAAGAGAUACCGAGUUGUGGAAAAUAGAGCAAAAGAAAAAUGACAAAAUUUUACCUGCUUUGAAAUUAAGUUAUGAAUAAUUGCCUGCUUAUUUAA
This is a messenger RNA of Hevea brasiliensis (rubber tree), 1501 nucleotides long. RefSeq names its product disease resistance protein RGA2-like. Gene Ontology annotation, biological process: defense response to other organism. The transcript has 2 exons. The record is from RefSeq and is a predicted model, not a curated record. NCBI's taxonomy places the organism in Eukaryota, Viridiplantae, Streptophyta, Magnoliopsida, Malpighiales, Euphorbiaceae. Bases 232 to 1485 code for a protein of 417 amino acids. Gene Ontology annotation, molecular function: ADP binding.